CAUUUUAGCCGAUAAAAAUACCCACCCACCCUUAAAUAAACACCUUCACUAGUCUUACAAAAAUCUCAUAUGAAUAUAUAUUAUUGUACAUAAUAUAUAUAGGUAUACUAUAUGACAUAAAUCCGAAGCAUUCUUGUACAAAAAUUGGUUAUUAUCAAUGGCAGAGUUUGAGAAUCCUAAUGAAAUGCCAAAGCUUAUAUCUUUUCUCUCUUCUCUACUCAAAAGGGUAUCUGAAUCAAAUGACAUGAACCAACAACUUGUACAACAAAAGAACUCAGUUUUCCAAGGAUUAACUCGCCCAACAAUCUCAAUUCAAAGCUACCUUGAGAGAAUAUUCAAGUAUGCUAAUUGUAGUCCAUCAUGUUUCAUUGUUGCAUAUGUUUAUCUUGAUCGUUUCACUCAAAGACAACCCUCUUUGCCUAUCAACUCACUCAAUGUGCAUCGAUUACUCAUUACAAGUGUUAUGGUGGCUGCUAAAUUCAUGGAUGACAUGUACUACAACAAUGCUUACUAUGCAAAAGUUGGAGGAAUCACCACUAUAGAGAUGAACUUUCUUGAGUUGGAUUUUCUAUUUGGUUUGGGGUUUCAUUUAAAUGUAACACCAAACACUUUUCAAGUCUAUUGUGUUCACCUCCAAAGUGAAAUGAUGAUGAUGCAACCUCUAAAUUUUACAGAUUCUUCCUUAAGUUUAGGAAAAUCACUAAAGACCCAUUUAUGCUUUAAUGAAGAUGAAUCUUCACAUAAAAAACAACAACAAUUAGCUGUAUGAAUUUUUUUUCCUUCUUGAUUCAUGUAAUACUAGUUGUAGAGGCUAUUGAACCAAUUAAAGACUUGUGUUAAUUAAAUUGUUUUACUUGUGGUCUUCACUUACAUAUUUUUGUCUAA
Cicer arietinum (chickpea) is the source of this 885-nucleotide messenger RNA. RefSeq names its product cyclin-U4-1-like. Lineage: Eukaryota; Viridiplantae; Streptophyta; Magnoliopsida; Fabales; Fabaceae. The record is from RefSeq and is a predicted model, not a curated record. Gene Ontology annotation, molecular function: protein kinase binding. Gene Ontology annotation, biological process: regulation of cyclin-dependent protein serine/threonine kinase activity.